CGGGCGUGCGAUGGCUCGUGUGGGAGUAGGGAAGGAGAUCAUGCCUGAUUCGUACCAGCAUAUCAAGCAGCGCACAAGAUACUACGCGUUGAACGACGACGAGGGCAACAGUAGCGACGAAGACCUUCUUGGCCCAUCAAGACAUGACGGGGGUUACGCCGCGUGGGCGACGGGCCGAAGGCGGGGGAAGGCCGAGCCGGACAGCCACAACUACGAGCCCGACGAGAGCGAAGUGUGGCGAACGCACCAGGCCCAGCGGCAUUUUAGAGAUCGGGGAAGGUGGUGGACUACGAGCAAGCGGCGGGCGGCGAAGCGGUGGGCGAUGACCCUCAUUGUCGGCGCUCUGACGGGACUGAUCGCCGUAUUCGUCACAUUCUGCACCAAGACCCUCCUUAACGUCAAGUUCACUCCGGUCUACACCGCCCUCCACAUCGCCGGAGGCCCUUCAUGGCGGGCCUUCCUGGUGAUGCUGGGGUUCAACCUGUCGUACGUGACCGUCGCGAACGGGCUGGUGUGGCUCGAGCCGCUGGCCGCCGGUUCCGGGAUCCCCGAGAUCAAGAGCUUCCUCAACGGCAUCGACCUGCCAAGGGUGGUGCGGGUGAAGACCCUUCUGUGCAAGGUGCUGGGGGUCAUGUUCUCGGUCGCGGCCGGGCUCCCGGCGGGAAAGGAAGGGCCCAUGGUGCACUCGGGGUCUGUCGUGGCGGCAGGGAUAUCGCAGGUGAUUUGGCUUCCUCUUCCUGCACGUUUGCGUGGGCCUUUUGCCGUUGUGGCUGUGGUUAUGGGGAUGGGAUGA
Messenger RNA from Ectocarpus sp. CCAP 1310/34, 793 nucleotides. The record is from the annotation of a GenBank genome assembly. Lineage: Eukaryota; Phaeophyceae; Ectocarpales; Ectocarpaceae.